Messenger RNA from Diachasmimorpha longicaudata, 1200 nucleotides. RefSeq lists its product as uncharacterized. The coding region runs from base 468 to 788 and encodes 106 amino acids. The record is from RefSeq and is a predicted model, not a curated record. NCBI's taxonomy places the organism in Eukaryota, Metazoa, Arthropoda, Insecta, Hymenoptera, Braconidae. The transcript is spliced from 3 exons.
UGCUAAGAGGAUUAACCGAGUGAUCAGCAUCUCAACACUCUUGAAAUAUGAUUGCUGAAUUGAUUGCAGCCGACGGUGGGACGCAAAAUGCGAAGGUGAUUGGAAUCUACGGAAAGGUGAGGGUCACUAUUCGGUUUCUCAAGAGGAUGAGAAGGAAUAAUCCCUAGAUUGCGUAGAAAAUAAAAUUUACUGGUUGGAAAACACUUCAGGGACAAGUGAUUAGGGAUUUUCGGAGUGGAAAGGGCGUGAGUACAAACGAUCAACUUUGCCCAAAGAGUAUUUGCUUCAGGUGAAAAUAUUUACUGAUUUAUUGCAGUACAACCAGAUUUACUUGAGGCCAAUUAAUCGUUUUAUUGAGGGAAAUUAAUACCUCCAGUGAUAGCACAGACGAGGCAAUUGUUGGUGAAGAAUAUGGUUCAGUCUACGAAAAGCGUCAGUGUUUAUUGGACGAAGAUAAACAGAAUCACAUGCACUUGAUAAAACCCGAACGUCAUAUCAUUCUGUGUAGGACAAAGCUACAGGUUAUUACCUGGUUACAUCGGACUGAAUCAUCUCCAAUUAGGAUUAAACAUCAUAAAUACGGAUUCAUCGAUCGGUUUUCGGAAAAUAUGAAGAUUACGUGGAGGGCAAUCCAAAUGGAUUUAUAUUCUCAAUUGUGUCAUGUCGAGUCAUCGUCUCCACUGAAGCAGAACAGUUUUGGAAUUCCCAAAACUGUUGAUCGGGUACAGUGCGUCCUUUCGGAAGGAACUGGACUAAAUCCUGCAGAAUUCCCUUCCAGAGAUGAGUAAAAGCUAGAGUGGAAUGAAUGAAUGAAAACCAGAACCAGAAAAUGCAACGUAAAAAUUAAACUACCAACAGUUAAAUCGCUCAUCCACCAAAUCCUCCAAAUCCAUCCAAUUUCUUAUGAUAAUUGUCUCGCUUGGCGGGGAUGGCUGCUGAGGUGUGUAAUGUAGAUCCUCAAGAUAUCGGUUGUCGAGGUGAAUUGAUAAGAAUACCCAGUCCAUAAAUCCCUAAAGCGUGAAAGACAACAACGCUCUAGUAAGUCCCAAUCGGCAUUUUAUUACUGUGGAUCAACUCACCCGAGAUCUACGAUCCGGUGAGAUCUGGGUUACAUUCCUCCCACUGCUUAUCUUAUCUCCCUAUCAUCACACAUCAUUUUCAGUUGAAAAUAGAAUCGCGACGACGACAUCAAUCGCUGUC